AUGCCUUCGCUCCUUUCGUGGCUUCGGCGCCUCUACUCGCUUGAUACACUCGACACUCGCUUCACUACCUCCGCCUCCACCUCUACUCAAGCAGACGCGCGACCCCCAUCCGCCAAAGAUGCCCGCGCCAACGCCGUUGCCCAGGGCGCGCCCGCACCCCUCUGGCGUACCCCGGAAUUCUUCGUCUACUACCUCUUCUUUAUCACACUUGUACCGUUGAUGUUCAAGACUGUGGCUGAUGCCUCGAAGGAGAGCCACCCGAUCUAUUCAUCCUACUCUGACCUCUUGUCACCGGGGUGGAUCCCUGGCCGGAAAGUGGACAACUCCGACGCACAAUAUGCUAGCUUUCGCGAUAAUAUCCCUUACCUUUCCUUGCUGGUGGUUGCUCAUCCGCUGCUCCGCCGAGUCUAUCAAUCGUACACGAGUCGGACCGGUGCCGAAACGAAACCCGCACAUCCCUCCGUGACUGCGGCGGGCGACGCGCAGUUCGAGCAGCGCAUGCGAUUUGAUUUUGGAUUUGGGCUGGUGUUUAUCACGGCUCUAAAUGGGAUUUCCGCCCUAAAGGUGCUUUUGAUUUUGUAUAUCAACUACCGAAUUGGGAAGAGUCUCCCUCGGUCCUACGUUCCCGCCGUCACUUGGAUUUUCAAUAUCUGCAUCUUGUUCGCCAAUGAGCUAUGCACUGGAUACCCCCUUGAACGGAUAGCCACGGUGUUGGCUCCGGGAUCUGGGUCAGGAGAAAAACGAAAUUUGUUGGUUCAGUGGGCUCAAACACUGGAUAGCUUUGGUGGAAUCAUGCCGCGGUGGGAAGUCCUCUUCAAGGUCACCGUGUUGCGUCUUAUUAGUUUCAACAUGGAUCACCACUGGAGCGUUGACUACUCCGCCGCUAGUCCAAUUGAAAAGAAGCAACUUGAUCCUGCGGCCCUGUCGGAUCGAGACCGGGUGAAAAUCCCAGCCGAACAGGCCGUUUUCAACAUGCGCAAUUAUAUUGCCUAUGUGCUUUACUCGCCGCUGUACCUGGCGGGUCCGAUCCUGACGUUCAAUGACUAUGUAUCCCAGCAGCGAUACACGCCACCAUCACUGACCCGCACGCGCACACUGCUCUAUGGCGUCCGUUUCUUCCUGACCUUGCUCUGCAUGGAGCUGAUUCUCCAUUACAUCUAUGCAGUCGCCAUCUCCAAAGCAUCCCCGGACUGGUCCCUCUUCACACCCGGCCAGCUCAGCAUGCUCGCCUUCUUCAACCUCCAUAUUAUCUGGCUGAAACUCCUCAUCCCCUGGCGCUUCUUCCGCCUCUGGGCACUCAUAGACGGCAUCGACCCGCCCGAGAACAUGGUCCGCUGCAUGUCCAACAACUACUCCGCCUUCGGCUUCUGGCGCGGCUGGCACCGCUCCUUCAACCGCUGGAUCGUCCGAUACAUCUACGUGCCCCUCGGCGGCGGCGGAGGUGGCGGCAGAGGAGCAAGACAGCCGGCCGCCGGGAAAGCAACACCCGCACCACCGCAAUCCAGCUUCAGCGACAAGGUCCAGCGCAUCCGCAAUUUCCUGUUGGUGUUCACCUUCGUCGCGCUCUGGCACGACAUCAACCUCCGCCUCCUGAUGUGGGGCUGGCUCAUCACUCUCUUCGUGCUGCCCGAGGUCCUGGGGAACAUGUUGUUCCCGGCUCGUCGCUGGCGCUCUCGCCCGACGGCGUAUCGGAUCCUCUGUGGUGUCGGCUCCGUCGGUAACGUCCUGAUGAUGAUGGUUGCCAAUCUGGUUGGCUUUGCGCUGGGCCUGGAUGGGCUUAAGGAUCUGCUGAAUAGCCUUACGGGAUCCUUCUCGGGGGCUGCGUAUUUGGUUUCCUGCUGCGUGGUGCUGUUUGUUGGUGUGCAGGUCAUGUUUGAGAUUCGCGAGGAUGAGUUGCGCGCUGGUAUCAACUUGAAGUGUUGA
Messenger RNA from Penicillium alfredii, 1923 nucleotides. Its product is annotated as putative glycerol:H+ symporter (Gup1). The record is from RefSeq and is a predicted model, not a curated record. Gene Ontology annotation, biological process: GPI anchor biosynthetic process. NCBI's taxonomy places the organism in Eukaryota, Fungi, Ascomycota, Eurotiomycetes, Eurotiales, Aspergillaceae. Bases 1 to 1923 code for a protein of 640 amino acids. Gene Ontology annotation, cellular component: endoplasmic reticulum. The transcript is spliced from 4 exons.